Molecule: messenger RNA, 1343 nt
Organism: Cornus florida
Lineage: Eukaryota; Viridiplantae; Streptophyta; Magnoliopsida; Cornales; Cornaceae
Exons: 1
Coding region: 352-1062 (236 amino acids)
Source: RefSeq, a predicted model, not a curated record
CACACCUUCAUGAAAGUUCCGCGUUCUAAAUUAAGGCUUGAGUUCAACAAAACCCUCUGAAAAUACAGGGUUCUUAAUUGUAUAUUUAUUAUAUACAUACACAUAUAUAUAUAUAGAUCUCUCUUUAGAUUAGUGAAAAUAUUGGUUUUUUGUUUGUAAAUUUAGUUCUCUUUUCAUGCAAAAAAUCUGAUCUUUGAUAUUUGUAGUGUGUGCGUGUAUGUAUGUACAAAAGGAUUUAACUUUCUGGUAAAUUUAGGCUGUUGAUCCGUGUUUAUUUGAGAUCAUCGCCGAUUUUUCCUUUAUUUUUCUUGUUUGGUUUGAUUUUCUCACACUUUCCUUCACUUUCUGAGUAUGGAGACAGUCAUGUUACAUUCAUCUACAGAUCAAUCACUCUCUCCUUACAGAUCCAUGAGAAACCCUAAGAGAAACAGCACUCGACCUAUGAUUUCACGGUCUUCUAAAAAUUCAGCACCGCUUCCUUCAACCUUAUCGUCUAACUUUGGCGGGGGAAUUUUUCACGCGCCUCCAUUUUCUCUCUCCUACUCCACGUACACUCCUUCACUUUCGAUUCUCAAUCAUUAUCAACCACAAAAACAACCACCUCUCCUUCCUCUUCCGAUCUCCAAAUCUGACAACAAUUCCCGAAACAGAGGCCUCUCGUGCCCUCCGAUCAACAGAAAAAUCAACCGAACCAGAGCUCAAUCUCUCACCCCGAAGAAAUCAAAGCCGUCCAUCGUCAGUCCGAAGAAAGGAGAUGACAUAAAUCGAGAUUUGAAAUCGAUGUCAUCGUCAUCAUCAGAGUGUUUGAUCAUCACAUCCACUGAUCGGUUGGGACCUGAACCUAAAGAUUUUCUGAAGGAUGUUUCUAGGGUUUCUUCAUCAGGAAAUAACGGUGACUUGGAGAAGUUUUCAGGUUCGAUGUCGUCGAUCCUGUCUCCUCCGCCGAGCAGCUUGCCUUUGCCGACUUUUUCUCUCAGGCCAAAGCUCAGCUGCAAGGCCGAGGUCGGCGGGAUCGAUGCCGGAGCGACGGACAAGCUCAGGCGAAUUCUACGACUCCCGUGAAGUGAAUCAUAUCGCUUUCAAUGUGGUGUGUGGCUGUUAUUAUGGUUACGCAAAUAAGAGCAUGAACUCCAACAUGCUGAUAAAUAUGUUUUAAGUGUAAUUUUGUGAUCACCGCCUAUGUUUUUGAAUGGGGUGCACAAAUAUAUAUAUAUAUAUAUGGAGUAUUAAUUUAUAUAGACACACCAGGCUUUAGGCAAGGUAGUUGUUGCCUGAGGUGUUACAUGUAUUUCGUUUUAUUCUCCGUUACUACAAUGUAAACGAUUACUGUAUUUUCUGAUCUA